AUGGUUUCAAGAAAAGGUGCUGUUAUCAUCAUUAUGGGUGUCAGCGGAGCCGGAAAAACCACAAUUGGGCAAAAGCUUGAAGAAGAGAUUAACUAUAAAUAUCUUGAUGCUGAUGAUUUUCAUUCUCAAUCAAACAAACAAAAAAUGAGCAUGGGAAUCCCACUUACGGAUGAAGACAGAAAACCAUGGCUUGAAUCACUGAAAGAUACAAUUGAAGAAUACAUAAUUAACAAAAACGGUUUGGUUCUUGGCUGCUCUGCUUUGAAGAAACAGUAUAGAGAAAUACUUAGAUCAGGUGAUCCUGAUUAUAAAUCGAAAGGUUAUACAAGUGCUGUUAAUUUCAUUCUAUUGGAUGUUCCUGCAGAAGUGCUGAUUGCUCGAGUAAAUAAGAGGGCUGCAGAAGGAAAACAUUAUAUGCCUGCAUCUCUUCUGCAAUCUCAGUUAGAUUUGCUUAACAUUGAUGAAUCUGAGGGAAUACUUAGAGUUGAUGCUACUUUAAGUCCUGAAUCCAUUGUUGACACCAUUAAAGAAUUGCACCCUUUUCAGGGCUGGUCUCAAUCAUGA
Molecule: messenger RNA, 564 nt
Organism: Lathyrus sativus (Indian pea)
Lineage: Eukaryota; Viridiplantae; Streptophyta; Magnoliopsida; Fabales; Fabaceae
Source: the annotation of a GenBank genome assembly